Molecule: messenger RNA, 1668 nt
Organism: Peniophora sp. CBMAI 1063
Lineage: Eukaryota; Fungi; Basidiomycota; Agaricomycetes; Russulales; Peniophoraceae
Source: the annotation of a GenBank genome assembly
AUGGCGCACGCUGCCGGCAAUUCACAAAUGUCAUCAACAGAUGCUGCGUGGCUGCCCUUGGUGCAACAUCUAUUCGACGACGAUUGCGUGGCAAUUGAGGACCUCGACCGGAAAUUAGCAUCAAUUCACGAGUAUGAAAUACUGGCCAAGCAGAAGAGGAACGCUCGUGUUGGCGCUUGUAAGCUCCCGCCGGAGAUUGUUGGCGAGAUAUUGUCUUUUGCGCAUGCACUAUGGCCACCGCGCAGAAUCGAGAGGGCAGUUGAAAAGCCGUAUGGAGCUGGGUGGAUGUCUCUCACGCAUGUGUGCUCGUUUUGGAGAAAGGUCGCUAUAGCAUUACCUGCACUGUGGCAAAAUGUGAACAUAUUGGACGUUCAUCCAAACUAUUCCAACGAUAUCUUGACUCGCUCGGCGCGCCGACCCCUGCGUCUUUCAUCCCGAGCGGACUUGCGCUUCGUCGAUACGGACGCACAUGUGAUGCUCGCUGAACGCAUCUGGCUGAACGCUUCGGUGUUGCACCGUGUUGAGGAGCUGGAGCUCCGUUGUGGGAAGAUAUCAUCGUUUGCAAUCCAGGCUCUAACACAGCCAACACCUGCCAUGCGAGUUCUGGACAUAUCUUCCCGAAGAUAUUGCGUCCUCCCGCCUAACCUAUUGAAUUCGGAUACGGAUCCUUGCCAACUCCGCGAGCUCAGGAUUGUCGGCUGCGCCCUACCGCCAGAUACUCGCUUGCUUGCAUCCAAUCUAGUCCAUCUCGAUCUCGGCUACGGCAGAAUUGCGUUGAAAGACCACCAUAUCACGACCGCACACAUGCUUCAGGCUAUAUCCAUCAUGACCGCUCUGGAAUCCAUUCAACUGCACGACGUUCCGCGACCAGCCAACGGUCACGACGCAGAUACUCCUUUGUCCCACGUCAAUCUUCCCGAUGUGUUUAACAGCCUGAACAUAGAAGUAUCCGAUACCGCUUUUCUCGUGCCACUGGCUGAGCUGAUGGAGCAUCUAUCUGUGCCGCCCACAACUGCACUAUACGUCUUAAUGUACGUCGAGGACGUCGACGUGCAAACGCUCAUGCAAUGCCAUCGAUUGGUGGAAGUGAUGAAGCGCUAUCGGGCGCACUAUUCCUCCCCAUUGGAGCUCUCAAUCAUAGAACCCGAAUAUCAUCUCAGGCCCGUAGGCGCAGGGAGUAGUCUGACCGGUUUCAGCCAGAUAUUGAGCAUUGCCGAAUCGAACGACGUGAUGUACUCUCUGUUGCCGACAUUCUCGUACACGCACGUAGUCUCGCUCCUCCUAGAGGACCCUGCCCUGCUGGGAACCAUGCAUCAGGUCGCAGGCGAAAAUCCUUGGACAGAGAGCUUCUCAUCAGCGCUGAGCGUCGAAAGCCUCACCACUUGCUUUUCCCGAAGUGAUAAGCUGUGGCCCGCGUUGUAUCAACCGGGAUCGAACCUCUUCCCGAAGUUGGAAACCAUCAUCGUUCUUGAACCCACUACUCUUCGGGACUUGUCUGACGAGCUCUCGAAAUCGACGCUCCGGCCUAUCGCGCUUGAUAUGAUUAAAGCUGUAGAGCUGAGAAGAACGGCCGAAACCCCGAUACGCGAGGUGAAGAUGCCGGAGAGCAUGUCGGGUUGGGAUGUUUGGGGGCCACUUCGUAGUCUGGUCAAGGUUACGACGCUGUAG